Molecule: messenger RNA, 517 nt
Organism: Eublepharis macularius
Lineage: Eukaryota; Metazoa; Chordata; Lepidosauria; Squamata; Eublepharidae
Product: DNA-directed RNA polymerases I and III subunit RPAC2-like
Exons: 5
Coding region: 59-409 (116 amino acids)
Biological process (GO): DNA-templated transcription
Cellular component (GO): RNA polymerase I complex; RNA polymerase III complex
Molecular function (GO): DNA-directed RNA polymerase activity; protein dimerization activity; DNA binding
Source: RefSeq, a predicted model, not a curated record
CUGGCUUUGCAAACUACGACUCCCAAGAGCCUUUGCGCGUGGAAGGCCGGCCGGCGAGAUGGGCGACGAGGAGGGGGCGACCAAGCCGCGGGUGCUGCAGAUGGUACGAGCUGAUGGGGCAGAUAAAAGCUGUGUCACAUUCGUGCUCCACAAUGAGGACCACACCCUGGGCAAUUCCCUCCGGUACAUGAUAAUGAAAGAUCCCGACGUGGAGUUCUGUGGCUACAGCAUCACUCAUCCUUCUGAAAGCAAAAUCAACUUCCGGAUCCAGACCAAAGGAGGCCUCCCUGCUGUCGAGUCAUUUCAGAAGGGGCUGGAAGAACUCACAGCUGUCUGCCAGCAUGUGCUUAGCAAAUUCGAGGCAAGCGUGGAGGAGUACAAGACACAGAAGGAUGUGAGCAUGGAGUAGCCCUGGUGAGGGCAACGUGGCACGCACCGCUGUACAUAAUGGCUGUCUUUGGGUUGUGACUUGGGGGCAGUUUUUUAUUUUUUUAUGGACUGGAGGUGGAUUUUUCUA